ACUGCUGAGCCCGAAAAAGCCCCAGCUAACAUUAGACCGAAAAAAGCAGCGACGGGGGAAGAGAAGCGAAAGCGGAUCCGUCGGACGUAUCCCACUUUCAGCCCUGAUCUGCUUCCUAUUACUCCCACUUAUUCGCGCGUCGUUCUUUAUUCUAAGAGGAUGCAUCUUUUUAUACGACUUAACUGAAUCUGCUCGGAUUCUGCUUGAGUAAAGCGAACCCGUAUUUCUACCGACGGCGACGGAUUAUUUUUUCCCCCGCCUCGUUUUUUGUCGCGUGAUAGAUAGAUCUUUAGUCUAAUACUUUACAUUAACGUUCGUUCUAUAACGUUGCGUUUGCGUGGAGAGCUUGGCGGAAGAUGGGCUGUUUGGGGAACAGCAAGACCGAGGACCAGCGUAUUGACGAGAAGGCUCAACGGGAGGCGAAUAAAAAGAUCGAGAAACAGUUACAGAAGGAAAGGCAGGCUUACAAAGCCACACACCGGCUGCUUUUAUUAGGGGCUGGAGAAUCCGGAAAGAGUACGAUUGUAAAGCAGAUGAGGAUCUUGCACGUCAACGGCUUUAACGCAGAAGAAAAGAAGCAGAAAAUAUUGGAUAUCCGAAAAAAUGUGAAGGAUGCCAUUGUAACAAUAGUAUCGGCCAUGAGCACUUUAAUACCCCCGGUGCCACUUGCCAACCCGGACAAUCAGUUUCGAGCCGACUAUGUAAAAAGCAUAGCGCCACUUUCUGACUUCGACUACACAGAGGAAUUUUUCGAGCAUGCAAAACAACUUUGGGAUGAUGAGGGCGUAAAGGCCUGCUUUGAAAGGUCCAAUGAGUACCAGCUCAUCGACUGUGCCCAAUACUUCCUGGACAGAAUCGAUUCAGUACGGCAGAAUGACUACACACCAACAGACCAGGAUUUGCUUAGGUGCCGAGUUUUGACUUCAGGGAUUUUCGAAACAAGAUUUCAAGUAGACAAAGUCAACUUUCACAUGUUUGAUGUAGGUGGUCAGAGAGAUGAGAGAAGAAAGUGGAUCCAGUGCUUUAAUGAUGUGACAGCCAUCAUUUUUGUAGCAGCCAGCAGCAGUUACAACAUGGUGAUCAGAGAAGACAACAGCACUAACCGCCUGCGCGAGUCCCUAGAUCUGUUCCGCAGCAUCUGGAAUAACAGAUUUUUACGGACCAUCUCAGUGAUCCUCUUUCUGAACAAACAGGACAUGCUGGCAGAGAAGAUCCUGGCUGGAAAAUCCAAACUUGAAGAUUACUUCCCUGAGUAUACUCGCUAUACAGUCCCACCUGAUGUGACCCCUGAUGCUGGGGAAGACCCAAAAGUAACCAGGGCCAAGUUCUUCAUCCGGGAUGAAUUUUUGAGGAUCAGCACAGCAAGUGGUUCGGACAAACACUACUGCUACCCGCAUUUCACCUGUGCCGUGGACACAGAGAAUAUCCGUCGUGUCUUCAAUGAUUGUCGUGACAUCAUCCAGAGGAUGCAUCUCCGCCAGUAUGAGCUUUUGUGAUUAUCUGCCACAAUCUGUCCAUUCUCCAAUCAGAUCAUUUCUUCUACACUCCCAGAUUUCAGGAGGACUAUGUGAACUACUGACAAGUGACAAUGUUAUGUAAUUUUUUUCUCUACAUUUCAUGUUUUCCUCCACUUUAUCUCCUUAUUUAUACAAGAGUGAGGGGUGUGUGUGUGUGUUUCCUGUAUCUCUUCAGUCUUGAGUACUUUUAAGUUUGGUUUACUACUUUCUGUAGUUGGAUGUGGACCAACCAACCCAAUGGAAAUCUGUGGUAACUUUAGUAAAGGAAGCCUGAACUUUGACAUUUGCAGUCUUCUGAAGGUCUUUUAGGAGUACUUGACAAAGUGGUGGAUAAUGUACUUUUGCAUCAGGUUCCUAAAAUGUUGACCGGGAAGUGCGAUUCACUAUGUAGCACCGCUAUAUUUAUUACUGUCACUUUUCUCUUUAGUAUCUUUUUAUUGUGCUUUGCUUUUCUUUAAUAAGUUUUGUGUCAGAGGUGCAAUGUUGCAGGAAUAUGCAGGGGAUUGGAAUUGUUUAAAUAGCACAGGCUAAGUGUAAACAUGUUGGGUCAUUGGACUUGAAGUCUUCUGCACCUCAGUACUUUCUACAUAAGAAGACUGAGUGGCCAAGUGAUAAUUAAUACCUCUCUUUGCAUAGAGAGUUUCUUGUUGUGGAGAUAGUAUGUGUAUACUAUAUUGUAAAUACACAUGCACACACACACACUAUAUAUAUAUAUAUGGGGCGG
Molecule: messenger RNA, 2241 nt
Organism: Ictalurus furcatus (blue catfish)
Lineage: Eukaryota; Metazoa; Chordata; Actinopteri; Siluriformes; Ictaluridae
Gene: gnal
Product: guanine nucleotide binding protein (G protein), alpha activating activity polypeptide, olfactory type
Exons: 12
Coding region: 357-1496 (379 amino acids)
Biological process (GO): adenylate cyclase-modulating G protein-coupled receptor signaling pathway
Cellular component (GO): heterotrimeric G-protein complex
Molecular function (GO): GTP binding; GTPase activity; G-protein beta/gamma-subunit complex binding
Source: RefSeq, a predicted model, not a curated record